Zeugodacus cucurbitae (melon fly) is the source of this 1501-nucleotide messenger RNA. RefSeq lists its product as uncharacterized. Gene Ontology annotation, biological process: ubiquitin-dependent protein catabolic process. Gene Ontology annotation, cellular component: cytosol. The record is from RefSeq and is a predicted model, not a curated record. Lineage: Eukaryota; Metazoa; Arthropoda; Insecta; Diptera; Tephritidae. Gene Ontology annotation, molecular function: polyubiquitin modification-dependent protein binding. Bases 160 to 1350 code for a protein of 396 amino acids. The transcript is spliced from 3 exons.
GUUCGAAAUUUUUGGAACACGGCAACAAUUUGGCCAUGACAAUUCAAAAUAAAGCCUAGCAAAAUUUCGCUAUAAUUUGAGAAUUUGUGCAUUAUCAACAGUUAUUUACAUCAGUAAAGAAAACUUCUAAAAAAUUUUAUCAAUAUUCAAAAAAUAAAAAUGCCUUCACUCUUUGCUGGCAUAUAUUUGCAAGAUAAACCAAAUGAAUUUCUUCCUUUGGAUGAUAUCGACUUUGAUCGUAAUGUGAAUUAUUUAAAAGAAGAAAUUGCUAAAAAGGUGCAGUGCGAUGCAACAAAUUUGGAAUUAAUAUAUAAAGGUUCAGCACUGAAAGAUGAAAAUAAAUUAUUAGAAACUAUUUGCCCCAAUGGAACGGUACAUUGUUUCAACAAGACAAAGCAACAUUUGCCAUACGUGCCACCAGAAGAUGUGUUAACACCUGCGAAUAUAACCCGUAUUCAUGAACUUUUUAAUGUAAUUGCACACACUCAAAUAAAUGUGAACUCACGUGUUAAUAUCCUGCAAAAAGUAUUGGUAAAGUAUCCAGAAUUUCGUCAUAAUUUGGGAGCACAAGCCCUCGUUAGAGAUUCCGUGCUUUUUAAUACUCUCCAUCAUCCAGAAGUAGUUAAAAGUGUUUCAGAGACCUAUCCCAUUAUAUGUGAGGCUGCUCCUUUUAUGGUAGAUACUAUUAAGAAAGAACUGGCUCGAAGUUCAUCUACUACACUUUCAGAACCGGCGACUGAUUCGACCAAUUCAUCUGAGGAGGAAAAUUCAAUGAGCGCUAGCACAAGUAAUGAACGACCUACAACGGCUUCACAAUCGGAAAAUUCACGCAUACGUAUGAUAAGCCGUCAGCAAUUACAAGCCGCAUUAGCACGAAUUGGCGUCGGUUCGGUGAAUUCAUUGUCAAACAUUGCUCAGAGAAAUAGUGAUAAUGUAAAUGUACCACGGGCCACCGGUACUUCAGAUGCAACUGUCGAUACAUCUGCACCACUAUCCAACUCAACUAGUGGGGAACGUAUUUCAUCAACAAUGUUUCGAUCGGAAUUACAACGAGCAUUAGAAUCUUUGAGCCAACGUGGCAGUCAAGUUAGUGGUUCUGGUAGUAGUAAUAGUCAUCAGGGCAGAGAUUCGCAACAAAUGGACACGACAGAAACAUCAUCUAUGGAUAAUGUUACAGAAGACGUCAGUGACGAACUGCCGCCCCAGUAUCGCUCGCAUCAAUAUGCCAACGAAUUACGAACUAUGGUACAAAUGGGUUUACUCAACUACGAAGACAAUCUAGUAUAUUUGACUAUAGCAAGUGGUAAUAUUGAUGUUGCUAUUAACCUCCUAAUGGGAUCAAUGAAUUAAUGAAAUAGAAAGAGAUGAGAACUGAGAUGUUUUUAAUUGGAUGAUAAAUAAACACAAAACGUGUACGUUGCGAAAACAAAGGAAUUAGGCAUCCUAUUUCAACGAUCUGUAGACUGCGAAAAUAAAAUAUACGUUAAUAUAUAUUCAUGUA